CUUUCUUGAAAUUGUUAACUUUCUGUUAGAAAGUGUUUUGAAUUUUUUUUUUUUUUUUGGUCUUUCACAAUUCAAAACGUUGUUGAAUCUCUUUGUAGCAGAUGUGAGAGUUUACAUUUUUUUCAAGAUUUCUUGACGGUUCAGUCAAAGAAUUUCUUUGACUUAAAUUCUAGUCUCCCCUCUCCCUCUCUCUUAUGUCUGACAUAUUUAUUGAGUGUUUGGGAACUUAUUACACUGAAGUUCCUUUUGAGGAAUAUCAUAGCGUUGUUUAGGGUGUAAUAGAUGACAUUUAAGGCUAUGGUACAAUUUAAGUUUGGAUUUGGCAUUGUUCAAGAAUAAAUGUUUUGAUUUAAGCCCUCGAUAGAAAUGCAGACAAAUAAUAUUGGCAUCUUGAUGUCAUGUGGUACUUUGUCUCAUAUAUUAAAAUUUUGCUGGAAGUUGUAGUUUGCAUUGAUUUUAUGCUACUUGAACAUGUGAAAUUGCAGAAUAGAUAUGUUAAUACUUUAUCAAUAUUCUUGGUUUCUAUAGUUUUAUUUUAUUUUUUUACCAUCAAUUUCUGUUAAGGAUUAAGCUUUGGGUUACAAUUAGGUUCAUCUCAAAAUCAUUUUUGGUUGAUCCAUACAUAUGUAAUUGUUAAUAUGCAGUGAGGUUGUCUGUUUCUUUGGGGCUAUGAAGUGUUUUUAUUUCUCUGGUAAAGAGAAGAAUGAUGAAUCAAAAACUACAAAGUCUAUUUCGGUUCGGUCCUCCACAUCUGUUUCCAUUUCAACAGAUCAUGAUAUGAGGAGAUCUGGGUCUGAGUUUAAUUCCGAGAAUGUUUCAGACUUUAGCACAGAAUCCUCCACGAAGAACACAUUUGCUGCUUUGUCUCAAAGACAAAGUAAUCUAAGAGAGUUCACAUUCUUGGAGUUGAAGACAGCAACAAAGAAUUUCAGCCGCUCUCUGAUGAUUGGAGAAGGUGGAUUUGGUGGUGUAUAUAAGGGUGUAAUCCGAAGCACAGAAGAUCCCCACAAGAAAAUUGAUAUUGCUGUUAAACAGCUCAGCAGAAGAGGGUUGCAGGGGCACAAAGAAUGGGUGACAGAAGUGAAUGUUUUAGGGGUAGUUGAACACCAAAAUCUUGUCAAAUUAGUGGGUUACUGUGCUGAGGAUGAUGAAAGAGGAAUGCAGAGGCUACUGAUAUAUGAAUACCUGCCUAACAGGAGUGUGCAAGAUCACUUGUCAAGUCGAUCUCAAACAACUCUUCCGUGGGACACCAGAAUGAAAAUUGCCCAGGAUGCCGCCCGAGGCUUAGCAUACCUCCAUGAAGGAAUGGAUUUUCAGAUUAUUUUUAGAGAUUUCAAGUCAUCAAAUAUACUUUUGGAUGAGCAUUGGAAUGCAAAGCUGUCAGACUUUGGGUUGGCCAGACUGGGGCCUUCAGAUGGAUUAAGUCAUGUCUCAACUGCGGUUGUAGGAACCAUUGGAUAUGCAGCUCCUGAAUAUAUUCAGACCGGGCACCUCACAGCUAAAAGUGAUGUGUGGAGCUAUGGAGUUUUCAUUUUUGAACUCAUAACUGGUAGGCGUCCUUCGGAUCGGAAUCGCCCCAAGGGUGAGCAAAAUCUGUUGAAAUGGGUCAGGCCUCAUAUUUCGGAUAUAAAGAAAUUCAGGUUGAUUUUGGACCCUAGGUUAGAAGGGAAGUAUUCCCUCCAGUCUGCUUAUAAUCUUGCAGAAGUAGCCAACAAGUGCUUGGUGCGGAAGGCCAAAUUACGCCCCAAAAUGAGUGAAGUUCUAGAAAUGGUGAAUCGAAUUGUGGAAGCAGUAGAUAUGGUAAGCCCCCAACUCCCUAUGAAUAGUUCAACUCCAAAAGAUGAUUCUGAACUAUCAGGAAGUGAACGUUUGAAAAGAAUGUUUGCUGAUCUGAUAACCGGGGACAGAGGGUGUUUGAUUUGGCGAACUUGGAGACCAAAGAUGGUGAGGACUUGUUAAGAAACUACAGUUCAAUUUAGUUGAAUUCAGUAAAUUGCUCUUAUCUACAUAUCAUGUAAAAACAAUUUAAAGGUUUUGUUGAGAUAAUCAACUGCAUAUAUAUCAUGUAGGAAGUUUUGGAACUACCAUAUUUGAGCUGAUAUUUUGUGCUCAGAGCUUAAUUGCUUGAAAGGGUAAUAUAAUAUCUAGUGAAUGCUUAUGCUUCAUCUGAAUGCCCCUGGUUUUAUUACCGGAUCCUUACUCAAAACGUCAUGAUCAUGGCAC
Molecule: messenger RNA, 2223 nt
Organism: Durio zibethinus
Lineage: Eukaryota; Viridiplantae; Streptophyta; Magnoliopsida; Malvales; Malvaceae
Source: RefSeq, a predicted model, not a curated record